AGUUUUAAACUAUUUUCACAACUACAAUUAAAUACAUUUAUUGAGGAAGUUACCAGUGUUUUUAGCAAUGCCAUCAAAAGGAGCUAAGAAAGCCCAGAAACUGAAUGCUAAAAAAGGAGGAAAGGCAGCCCAGAAACCCAGUACAAAUGGCGGAGGACCCGCCCUAGAUGUAGACACAAUGCUGAGGAUGGAGGCUGUCCAAGAUGACCAGGUUAAACAACUCUUGGCCGCUUGUUCCUCCACUGGCGUACUUUCCUCACAUAAAGAAAGCAGAGACAUCCAGCUAACGAACGUGUCGAUUACCCAUCACGGAGACAACAUUCUCGAUGAUACCGUUAUCGAGCUGAAUUACGGCCGAAGAUACGGGCUUAUUGGACACAAUGGAUGCGGAAAGUCGACCAUGCUGGCCUUAUUAGGAGAGAGAGAGUUCCCGAUCCCUGAGCACGUGGAUAUUUUCUUCCUCCGCAAAGAGAUUGACGCUUGCGACAAAACAGCGCUUGAGGCUGUAAUGGACGUCGAUGCUGAGCGAAUAUUUUUGGAGAACAAGGCGGAGGAAUUAUCUGGUCUAGGCGAUGCUUUUAUAGACGUGUUGACUGACAUCUAUGACAGAUUAGAUGGCAUGGAUUCUGCCAAAAGUAAAACAAGGUGUUGUGAAUUGUUGUUUGGUUUGGGUUUCAACAAGACGAUGAUGCAGAGGAAAUGUAAAGAUUUCAGUGGAGGGUGGAGGAUGAGGAUAGCCCUUGCUCGUGCUUUAUUUAUUUCACCAAAGCUGUUGUUGUUGGACGAACCUACAAACCAUCUCGAUCUUGAAGCUUGUGUCUGGCUGGAAGAAGAACUCCAGGAGUACUCUAAGUGUCUGGUGAUAGUUUCACACUCCCAAGAUUUCCUGAACAGUGUCUGCACCAACAUUAUCCACUGGCAGAACAGCAAGCUGGUGUACUAUGGUGGUAACUACGACACUUACAUGAAAACCAGGGCAGACUUGGAGGAGAAUCAGAUGAAACGAUACCAAUGGGAACAAGAUCAGAUCAAACACAUGAAAGAGUACAUCGCUCGUUUCGGUCACGGCAGCGCCAAGCUGGCCCGACAAGCACAGUCCAAAGAAAAGACCCUCGCCAAGAUGGUACAAGCUGGUUUAGUCGAAAAAGUUCAAACCGAUUGUAAUUUAGAAUUUUACUUCCCAGAUUGCGGUAACAUUCCGCCGCCGGUCAUCAUGGUGCAGGAUGUGAGUUUUAGGUACGGUGACGAGGGUGCGAUGAUAUACGAGAACCUUGAAUUUGGUAUUGAUCUUGACUCCAGAAUAGCACUGGUUGGACCCAACGGAGCAGGCAAAAGUACGCUUCUCAAAUUGAUAGACGGCUCCUUAGAGCCCACCAGUGGUUUUGUCCGGAAGAACAGCCAUCUCAGAAUGGGUCGUUUCCAUCAGCAUCUCGAGGAUAUUCUGGACGUUACGAUGAGCGGUAUCGACUGGAUGCAAAAGUGCUUCCCUGACAUCAAAGACAUCGAAACGAUGAGAAAGAUCCUGGGCCGAUACGGACUCUCCGGCAAAUGUCAGACCAAGCCAAUCGGUCACUUGUCCGACGGACAAAAAUGCCGGAUCAUCUUCGCGUGGAUGGCACAGCAAGUCCCACACAUGCUGUUACUUGACGAACCUACUAACCAUCUCGACAUCGAGACAAUCGACUCCCUUGCUGCAGCAAUCAGGAACUACGAAGGAGGACUGAUUCUUGUUUCUCACGACUUCAGACUGAUAAACCAGGUAGCUGAGGAGAUCUGGGUCUGCGAGAAUAAGACCGUGACCAAGUGGAACGAGGACAUCGUGGCCUACAAGAACCACCUGAAGAAGAACGUGAUGAAAGCUUACAAGAAUGAAAAGAAACGCCUGGCUGAGCUUACCACGUAGCUUUUGCUUCGAAGGAGAUUGCGUCAUUGUGCGUGAGUGUGUGAUUGGAUACCAUCUAACUCUAAAAACUCAUUCUGAACACCUUUGUAUGUUGUAUUUGUUGGAUAUUUGUAUAGAGUUACAAAUUUUAACCCAUUCUA
Bolinopsis microptera is the source of this 2043-nucleotide messenger RNA. Its product is annotated as ATP-binding cassette sub-family F member 2-like. Bases 68 to 1903 code for a protein of 611 amino acids. Gene Ontology annotation, molecular function: ATP hydrolysis activity; ATP binding. The transcript is spliced from 10 exons. The record is from RefSeq and is a predicted model, not a curated record. Lineage: Eukaryota; Metazoa; Ctenophora; Tentaculata; Lobata; Bolinopsidae.